Messenger RNA from Cariama cristata (Red-legged seriema), 592 nucleotides. It is a transcript of the gene LYRM1, whose product is annotated as LYR motif containing 1. The record is from RefSeq and is a predicted model, not a curated record. Gene Ontology annotation, cellular component: mitochondrion. Lineage: Eukaryota; Metazoa; Chordata; Aves; Cariamiformes; Cariamidae. The coding region runs from base 1 to 369 and encodes 122 amino acids. The transcript is spliced from 3 exons.
AUGACACAAGUCACUCGACAAGAAGUUCUUGGCCUUUACCGCAAGAUAUUCCAAAUAGCCAAAAAAUGGCAAUCAGCAUCAGGACAGAUAGAAGAAACUAUUAAAGAGAAAGAGUAUAUUAAAAAUGAAGCCAAAACAUUAUUCAGAAAAAACAAAAACUUAACAGAUCCAAAGUUGAUUAAGCAGUGUAUAGAAGAAUGUGAGGCAAGAAUAGAAAUUGGACUUCACUAUAACAUCCCCUACCCGAGACCUAUCCAUCUGCCUCCUAUGGGUCUUGCCCAUAAGCAAGGCCGUACAUUGCGACAUCAGGAAAAGUUAAGGAAGAUUUCUAAGCCAAUAUACCUGAAGUCCCAUGAUGAACUUUCAUAACCCAUCAUUUAAGCUGUGAUGCAUAGUCACAUCAUUUAAGCUGUGGACUGCAAUCCAGGUGAUUUGUGUGCACAACUGUGAAUGAAGCUGUUUUGGUCACUUGCUCACACAUUUCCUGAGGCCAAAAAGCUAAUUGAUACAUUGCAUAUGAUGGAUAAGGUCAGUCUAGUAUUUAUUACAUGUCAACCACUGACACAUCAAUAAAAGUAACACUUUUUAAGGA